AUGCAUGAGGCGCUGUUUGAUAGUAUGCCGGGCAAGAGGUCCUCCGAGCAGGACGCCUUUGAUGAUUUCGCUCUUGAACUUUGCGCAGGUCUUGAUCCUGUCCAUCAAUUUUCUGCAAUCACAGAUCUUGUGAGCUUCACUGUGAGACUCGGUGGUGAUCGUCCCACACAUUCACAAGAGGAAACACUAGAUCAAGCAGUUUUCGACAGAACCAAGUAUUCGUUGCAAAAGCUUCGACACUUCCGUUUCAUGGUGAUGGGACUAGUUGUCAGGGCUCUCAGCAAUCGGAGAUUAUUUGAGAAGCUUGGAGAAAUGGACGACGGCUUUUUGUACCACGCAAUGCUUCCAGUUGGUAGAUGUUUGAUGAUGUCAUCAGUGGAAUUGGAUGAGUUCAUCGCCGGUGAACGGAGUCUAGCCGAAGAAACUGAAGAUCAGCAAACCCUCCGUUACUGGAUAGCUUUAUCGGGAAGAGCUGAAACGGUGUCCGAAAAAUUGCGUCAUCUCUUGCCAGGCGAAGUGGCUGCAACGGUUAUUACCGAUAUUCUGGAGGACGAUAAUGCCGACUCAAGGAUGCGUGAGAAAGCUCUUCAACUGGCGAAUUCUAAAUUGAUCCAUGAUGGGUACUUUUCUGUUGAAGGUGGCAUUAGUGUACAGCUCCUCGAAAGGAUGGCAGCUGUUCUCAACAAGUGGAUCACAAAGGACCGAAGAGGUCACGAACAAGCUUCUGAAUACCAAACAGUCGAUGAGUGUCUGAUCGGCAACAUCUUACUCCUUUCUGGAGAACUGAUAAGAUCUCUGAACAUGAAGUCUACUAUGGUGUCGGCCGUUCCAUUGCUCAAAACGUGUCUCAGCAUAUUGAGAAAUUGUAUUUCUGACGACAAG
This is a messenger RNA of Ostertagia ostertagi, 882 nucleotides long. NCBI's taxonomy places the organism in Eukaryota, Metazoa, Nematoda, Chromadorea, Rhabditida, Trichostrongylidae. The record is from the annotation of a GenBank genome assembly.